Molecule: messenger RNA, 2214 nt
Organism: Vitis vinifera (wine grape)
Lineage: Eukaryota; Viridiplantae; Streptophyta; Magnoliopsida; Vitales; Vitaceae
Product: HVA22-like protein j
Exons: 8
Coding region: 344-1054 (236 amino acids)
Source: RefSeq, a predicted model, not a curated record
AUAUGUAGUCGUUCGUGUAAAAUAAUAAGGAAGCGUCCCUCCCAAGAAAUCCUUCCAAUUUCUUUCUAUCCAAUCACUCCAAAUCAUUUCUUCCCUUUGACACAUAUAUUUGUAGGUCUUUGGAGGUCUUUGGUGUUACGAACUUGUUCGCCUCUCAUCCCAAGUUUCUGCGAAUCUUAAUCUUUCACAGAAUCAGAGAUCCUUUCUUCCAUAGCCGUUUUCCAUGGGUUAUCGUUUCUCGUGCAGCGCCUGAAUCCUUUUAAUGGAGGUUUGUUGGAGGCUUGGAUGAAACUUUGAUUCUGUGAUUGAUUUUCUUCGUUCUUAGAAACAGGGAUUAUUAAAGAUGUUGGGAGAUUUCAUCACCAGAAGUCUUUUGAUGCUUCUUGGAUAUGCAUAUCCUGCAUUUGAGUGCUACAAAAUCGUGGAGAAGAACAAGGUUGAAAUCGAAGAACUCCGCUUCUGGUGUCAAUACUGGAUCAUUGUGGCAAUGCUGACUGUCACAGAGAGGUUUGCUGACAUUUUUAUUUCAUGGUUGCCCAUGUAUGGCGAGAUGAAGUUGGCAUUCAUCAUCUACUUGUGGUACCCCAAGACGAAGGGAACAGGGUACGUGUAUGAAGUGUUGUUGCGGCCUUAUGUAGCAAAGCAUGAGACGGACAUAGAUAGGAAGCUAUUGGAAUUGAGGGCCAGGGUGUGGGACUUGGCCAUCUUUUAUUGGCAACACUGCGCCAAGUUCGGACAGACUACGUUCGUCCAAAUGCUCCAGUUCUUGGCUGCCCAGUCUGCUAGGAUGCCGUCACACGGUGGCUCUGAGAAGGAAGUAGAAGAAGGAAAGUCCACACGCCAAGACAGCAAGAAGAGCGCACAAGCUACCCCAUCUACCACUAUCAAUCACGAUAUUUCUCAACCUUCUAUCCCCAAACACGUACAAAUGCAGGCAGAGAAUGGCUUCAUCACCAGUCCAGAUUCUAAAGCCGGCCCAGAGGGAGAUGGCGAAAAUCAGCUACAUGCGGUUCGCCUGAGACUCAGGCGCUCAAACUCAAGACCGGAUCAGUGAAAUUUACAAAAGAAAACAACAAUUGCUCCCUUUUCUUUUAGUCCAAAUUCCAAAUUCAUUACAUAUCAAUCUCCCUUUAUAUAUAUCAAUCUCCUUUUAUAGAUGUAAAUUUGUCCUUGCUUUUUUUUUUCUUUUGCAAUUCGAAAGUCACACUGAAAAAACCGUGUGCAAAUCAAAAUACACUUUGUAACGGAAUCAAUUCUAUGAAUGAAACAAAAAGGCUCAGCCUUAGCCGCUACGAUCAGUAAAUGACCCCAACCCUUUUGCCCAAUUUGGGUCAUCGGACCCCAAUCAUUCGUAGAAUCCGAUCAAAAGCACGGAUUAUAGCGGAAAAAAUGUGGCGGUUGAUGAAUCCAAGACAAGUACUGACCCGAUUCCUUAAGCACUCCAUGGAGAAUCCGAGCAACAUGCGGUCAAAGAGCCGGCCGCCGGAUGAUCCCGGAGAAGCAGACAUAGGUUGAAGAUAGGCCCAGGCGGCUUGCUUGACGAGACGGUUGCGGAUGGAGAUCUCAUAGCAGGAGCCGGAACCGGUGCCGGCAGCCGUCGGAGACUGGGCGGCGGAGGUUGAGGGCAGGAGGUCCUUGAGGGAAGUGUAGGCGAGGGAUUUGAGGGAGAUGAGCUCGAAAUCGACAUUGGGGAAGGAGGAUUGGGGGGACGAUGACGACGUUGAGGAUGAAACGCGGACGCCGUUUGGGCGUGGAAAGCUGGAGCUGUAGUGGGCCUUUGAUGGGAGGGUGAGCUUUGUGGGGAUAGCAGCUGUGCCGAUGGAGUUUCUACGGCGAAGAUUGGAAGAGGGCGGCGGGUGGGAGAUGGAGGCGGAGUCGUCCACCAUGGUUGACUGGAUGUUGAAGAGACGGGGACUGAUGGUUGUGGUUGUGGUUGUGGGGAGGUUCAGUGAUACUCGCUCUCCCCCAGAUCACCCGUCAUGGAUCAUACCAUACCCUGUGGAUGUUUUUCUCGCAGUGGUGCCAAUGAAUCGUAUGGCUUUCAGCCCUUUAGCUUCCCUCCUCCGGCGGCUUGCCUUUUGCUGCUCUUCGUCUGCGUUACAACAUGACUUACGCUUAUUGGAUUAUAUGGUAAACGUCCUUAUUCGGUGUGGUUUUUCGUUUUUGAUGUAUACACAUAGAUAUAUGUCAUCCACUCUGUUGAAUUUGCUUUUA